Prosopis cineraria is the source of this 1060-nucleotide messenger RNA. RefSeq names its product ER lumen protein-retaining receptor. Gene Ontology annotation, molecular function: ER lumen protein retrieval receptor activity. Lineage: Eukaryota; Viridiplantae; Streptophyta; Magnoliopsida; Fabales; Fabaceae. Bases 191 to 838 code for a protein of 215 amino acids. Gene Ontology annotation, biological process: endoplasmic reticulum to Golgi vesicle-mediated transport; protein retention in ER lumen. Gene Ontology annotation, cellular component: cis-Golgi network; endoplasmic reticulum; membrane. The record is from RefSeq and is a predicted model, not a curated record. The transcript is spliced from 6 exons.
AAUGAAACUACCGAAUAACGCAAAUCAAAUCGGACAAUGUUCCAAUUCGAACUCUUUUCUGCUCCGAUGCGACACGAAUAGGAAGGAGUGCGGAAGCGGAACAGAACCCUGCGUGAAAAAACGAAACUUGCAGAAGCUACUUCAUCUCGUUGGAACCCACAAGAGUGUCUCUUCCCAGAUCUGAUCCAAAAUGAAUAUAUUCAGGUUAGCUGGGGACAUGACCCAUUUGGCCAGCGUCCUCGUCCUGCUCCUCAAGAUCCACACCAUCAAAUCUUGUGCUGGUAUUUCUUUGAAGACUCAAGAGCUUUAUGCUAUUGUUUUUGCUACCCGCUACUUGGAUAUCUUUACUGAUUUUAUAUCUUUAUAUAACUCCUUGAUGAAGUUGAUAUUCUUGGGAAGCUCAUUUUCUAUUGUAUGGUACAUAAGGCACCACAAGAUUGUCCGUAGGUCAUAUGACAAAGACCAUGACACUUUUCGUCAUCUUUUCCUUGUAUUGCCCUGCUUGCUAUUAGCCCUACUUAUUAAUGAGAAAUUCACAUUUAAGGAGGUAAUGUGGACAUUCUCCUUGUAUUUAGAAGCUGUUGCCAUACUUCCUCAGCUAGUACUGUUACAGAGAACUAGGAAUAUUGAUAAUUUAACAGGACAAUAUGUAUUUCUUCUUGGUGCGUAUAGAGCAUUAUACAUAGUGAAUUGGAUCUACCGCUACUUUACUGAGCCCCACUAUGUCCAUUGGAUACCGUGGAUUUCUGGCAUUGUUCAGACAUUGCUGUAUGCUGAUUUCUUCUACUACUACUUCCAAAGCUGGAAGAAUAAUCAAAAGCUUCAUUUGCCUGCUUAAGAUUUUCCUCCUCUUUUGCUGGAAAGGGUUGUGAUGUUGAUGGUUGGUAAAGAAUAGAGGAUUCAUGUGUCCUGACAUGUUGGGUGGAAUGACAACUCCAGAUUCUAUUUUUUGUUCCCUCAAUUAUAGAACUGUACUAAAUACUAGGAACAUUAUGAGCCUAGCGGAUCAAGUUGUUUUUCCUUUUAUGGUAAACUGCCAAAUUUAAUUUUUGUUUAAAAA